AUGUAUUCAAUAGUGAAAAGUCGUUCGUUUCUUCUAAAUCUGGGAUUGAUGAACAUCUUGCUGAUUGCAAUCUCAGUUUUACUGGUGUUUUGGUAUUUUCGGUGGCGUCAAAGCAGGAAGCAUCUGUACGAAGCAGCCGCGAAGGUGCCAGCAUCAGAUUGCAUAAUUCAACUACCUAUACUUGGUCACAGCCUUUACUUCAUCGGAGACACAGAGCAAAUCUUGAUAAAUCUUAUUCAUAUAACGUCGAAAAGUAGUAAAACGCCGUGCUCGGUUUGGUUGGCUCACAGGUUGUUCUUUCUCCUCAAUAAACCUGAGCAAAUGGAAGUGGUUCUGAAUAGCCCAAAAUGCUUGGAGAAGGAUGAUUUGUACAGGUUUUCUAAGCCGUUGAUAGGGCAUGGACUUUUCAAUCUAAAUGUUGAUACGUGGAAAAUUCAUCGCAAAUUGAUUAUGCCCAGCUUCAAUCAAAGGCUUCUCGAUCAAUUCGUCGACGUUUUCGUCGAGCAGUCCAACGUUCUUACCAACACAAUUCUUUCCAAAAAAGUGGGUAAAUUCUUCGAUGUCGAGGAAUACAUAACAGCAGCUGCAUUGGAAAUGGUCAUUCAAACUGCAAUGGGUAUAAAAACUAAUAAUCAAGAGAGCAAUUGCGAACUCGCCGAACAAUUCACCAGAGGUUUAGAAAUUAUGUUCAUGAGGAUGUUCAAUUUUAUUUUUCAUUCGGAUUUUUUGUUCAAUUUGACCAGUAUGGCGAAAGAAGAAAGGACUAUUGUAAAUUCGUUCCAAAACUUCAUUCGAACAGUUAUCGCUGAUAAAAGAGCAUCUCUGAAAAGGAAAGAGCAAGAAAUGAAGCAGUCUAUUGAAGCGGAAAUUGGUGAAUUUAAAGAGCGCAAAGUAUUCUUGGAUCACCUCAUCGAAUUGUCUCAAAAUCAACAGUUAACUGAUCAAGAAAUGAUCGAAGAAGUGCAAACAUUUAUGAUUGGUGGAUCAGACACUUCCGCUACAGUCGUUUCCUUCGUUUUAAUAUGUUUGGGAAUGUUUCCUGAAUACCAGCAAUUGGUUUAUGAAGAAAUCCUUGAAGUUGUUGGAUUAGAUCGAGACAUUGAGUGCACGGAUAUAGCGAAAUUUAAGUACUUGGAGAAAUUUAUAAAGGAAACGAUGCGGUUGUUCCCAAUUGGACCAAACAUCGUUCGAAAAGUAACCGAAGACCUUGAACUUGAUGGUCAUAUUCUACCAAAAGACAGUGGAUUGGUUCUGGGUAUUUUCAGCAUCCACAGGAACGAGAAAUACUAUCCCAAUCACAUGAAAUUCGACCCAGAGAGGUUCUCUCCCAAAGAAACCGCUAAAAGACAUCCGUACGCUUAUCUUCCAUUUUCCGCUGGACCAAGAAACUGCGCUGGUGUCAAAUUUGGUAUGUCCGUUGUUAAGACAAUAGUUGCUACGGUGACAAGGAAAUACUUCAUAGAGACGACCUUCAAAAGCAUCGAAGACGUACGAAUUAAGCAAUCUUUGAUCAUCAAGAGUUGCCUUGAUGGUCAGAUGUUACCAAAAGGCAGUGGUUUGGUUCUGGCUAUUUUCAGCAUCCACAGAAACGAUAAAUUCUAUCCGAAUCACAUGGAAUUCGAUCCAGAGAGAAAUUGCGUUGGUAUCAAAUUUGGUAUGACCGUUGUUAAGACGAUAGUUGCUACGGUUACAAGGAAAUACUUCAUAGAAACGAGCUUUAAGAGAAUCGAAGAUGUGCGAGUUAAGCAAUCAUUGAUCAUCAAGAGUUGCCUCGGUUUUCCAAUCAAAUUGACAGAACGUGACACCACAUUAGUUGAAUAG
Nicrophorus vespilloides is the source of this 1821-nucleotide messenger RNA. Its product is annotated as cytochrome P450 4C1-like. The coding region runs from base 1 to 1821 and encodes 606 amino acids. Gene Ontology annotation, molecular function: iron ion binding; monooxygenase activity; heme binding. The record is from RefSeq and is a predicted model, not a curated record. The transcript has 12 exons. NCBI's taxonomy places the organism in Eukaryota, Metazoa, Arthropoda, Insecta, Coleoptera, Silphidae.